Messenger RNA from Knipowitschia caucasica, 1380 nucleotides. Lineage: Eukaryota; Metazoa; Chordata; Actinopteri; Gobiiformes; Gobiidae. The record is from the annotation of a GenBank genome assembly.
AUGGCGCUCUGCAGCAGUGCGCACGUGCCGCGGUACGUGGAGUGGAGUGUUCCAGCUGCCCACACACGCGGCGACGGCUGCGCUGGUGUUUUGGUUCUGCUGCAGGUCCCGCCCACUACACUUACAGCCGUGUGUUCUACGGAGGCAGACGGAACAAUGCCUGGCAAAGCCCCCGUGACAAUGGCCAUUAAAACAAGUCCUGCAAGUGCAGCGACUCCGCAAAAGUCUUAUCCUUUUGCUUUGAAGAAGAUCAUGGACAUCCCCCCUCCAAACAUCUUGGAUGAAGGCGACGACGAUAUCGAGAAAGAAAAGCUGGGCUCUUCACAGGAUGUGGAAGGAGUUGUGGCUGCAGCUGCACCUGCUGCUCCCAGGGGCAGUGGUGGAGGCGGAGGCAGUGGAGGGGUGUCUGCCUCCCUGACCCCAGCUAUUUGGGACAAGACCAUCCCCUACGACGGUGAGACGUUCCACUUAGAGUACAUGGACCUAGAUGAGUUCCUGCUGGAGAAUGGGAUCCCAGUGAGUCUGGAGAUGGAGGAGCUGCAGAAGACAUUGAACGGAGAAGGCAAAGGAAAAACUGUUCCCAAGGUUACGGCUACAAUCAGCACUUCUACUACUACUACUGCUGCUGCUGUUGUGCCCACAUCAGUGUUUCCUACUUCGGAAGACACUUCUGAGCAAGAGGAACCCAUUACUGUUACUACACUACAGCCAGCUAAGAUAGAAGAAGAAGAGGAGCAGGAAGAAGACGACGAAGAAGAAGAGGAGGAGGAGGAGGAGGAAGAAGAGGAGGUGCAGGAGGAGGUGGACACGCAAGAUGAACAGACGCUGCCAGACUUGGAGAUAAAGAAGCAAGGGAAGCAAGCAGAAGUUAAGGAAAAGAAAAAGGAAGGCAGUACUGGAGACCGGAACACACCAUCUCCCGUAGACCCUGAUGCCAUUGAAGUGGACAUUAACUUUCAGCCUGAUCCCACUGAUCUGGUGCUGUCUAGUGUUCCUGGAGGAGAACUUUUUAAUCCACGCAAACACAGAUUCUCUGAUGAGGAUCUAAAGCCACAACCCAUGAUCAAAAAGGCCAAGAAGGUGUUUGUUCCUGAUGAGCACAAGGAUGACAAAUACUGGUCCAGAAGGAAGAAGAAUAACUUAGCUGCGAAACGUUCCAGAGAUGCACGGCGCCUCAAAGAGAACCAGAUCACAGUUCGAGCCUCAUUCUUGGAGCGGGAAAAUGCAGCUCUGCGACAGCAAGUGGCAGAGCUGCGAAAGGACUGCGGGCGAUGCAAAAACAUCCUGGCCCGCUAUGAAGCAAAGGGACUGCAGCUGGAGGGUGAGCUGUCUGGGUUGCUGGGCGGCCUGUGCCAUCAGUUUCUUGAUGAGCUGAUGUGA